CUGCAGAAACGUUUGUUUUUAAAUUUAUAUCAACGCUACAAGCUACUAUUGCUACAAACUAAUUUCUUAUUGCAAUUAUGUUAUAAAUAUUGACUAUUAUGGCAAACUUCAAACAACAAAGAGAAAUUGAAAACAAAAUACAUGAACAGUUAUACGAAAGCCUGUUUCUGCUCUCCCAGUUCUAUCCAACAUCUAAGGAAUUCAAUACCGUUUUCAAGAAAGAUAUGUUCGUUAAAAACAACAAAGCUGCAUUCUUUGAAGUGGCCUACUAUUUGUUGAAUACGUUAAACCCGGAGCUUACGAAAGAAAAGCUGAUGUCUUGGCCACCAUAUGAUAUCAAAAGAGAAAAUAAGUUUCGUAUAGAAGUGCUGAAUUACAUAAACGAACUUAACGUACUGUAUGAUAAUGCUGAUAUUCCACACAUAAUGUCUUCUCAUUUGAUAUCUCCAGGCGGUAUAAAGUUUACAAAGUUUAUACUGAAGUUAUCGCAGUUAGUGAUGUACGAACAUCUUAAUAGGACCCAGGUAGCAGACAUCUUGUACUGCCCAAAACCUUCAAAAAAUGUUAGUUUAACUAAAGUGAAUUUGAACAACCUGAAGAAGAAGACUGCUUUAAUUGAGAAAGAAACGAGUGAAAUGAUAAAAAAUUUCCAAAGUUUCCAUUUCGAUUCAAAUGAAAAAGCUCUUGUAAUAGAUAGUGAGUUGAACAAAUUAAACGAUAGUAUCCGCUUAGCGAAGAAAGAAAACGAAGAAGUAAGAGAAGAGUUUAAUAAAAAUCAUCCAUAUUAUCCACCGAUGCCUGAACUUGAAGAAAAAAUAACCUCGUUAAAGUGUCAGUAUGAGGGCUUUCAGGAGGUUCAUAAAUUAUUUAAAGAUUGUGAAAGUCUUCUGUCAUAUUUAAAAGGUAAUGAUUUAGUACUGGAGUAUUCUAAGGAAAAGGAAAAACUUCCUAAAGAAGUUCUUCACGUUGAGGAGAAUAGGGAGGAGUUGGAUCUGAUUCAAUUCUUCCACAGGCUAAAUGUUUUGUUGGAGAAAAAGGCUUUGGAAUUUCCAUACCCGACAAGUUCAUUCAUUAGUGAAAAUACACAGAAAAUCGAGGAGUUAUGCGUGCAACAUACCGAAGUUAAAAACGUUUUGUCUCAGAAUAUGAAGGAACUGCAAAGUGUGUUGGAAAAAAUCUCACGAGAAAUUAAAGCUGUUGUCGAGGUAACCAACGCUAAUGAAACGGAAGAAGUUUUGGCGGUUCCCUUAAGUGAUUCCUUAAAAUCAAAAUAAUGCUUUCCCUUUACCCUAACUAUAGGAUUAUUGUGAUACAUUAGGACUUAGGUGAUUUAGAUAUAGAU
Anoplophora glabripennis (Asian longhorned beetle) is the source of this 1342-nucleotide messenger RNA. RefSeq lists its product as uncharacterized. The transcript has 2 exons. The record is from RefSeq and is a predicted model, not a curated record. Bases 99 to 1274 code for a protein of 391 amino acids. Gene Ontology annotation, cellular component: mitotic spindle microtubule; HAUS complex. Gene Ontology annotation, molecular function: microtubule binding. Lineage: Eukaryota; Metazoa; Arthropoda; Insecta; Coleoptera; Cerambycidae. Gene Ontology annotation, biological process: spindle assembly.